AUGGAACCUGCCUUUGGGGAAGUGAACCAGCUCGGAGGGGUGUUUGUGAAUGGGAGACCCUUACCUAACGCCAUCCGGCUCCGGAUUGUGGAAUUGGCCCAACUGGGCAUCAGACCCUGUGACAUCAGCCGACAACUGCGGGUUUCCCAUGGCUGUGUGAGCAAAAUCCUGGCGCGCUACAAUGAGACUGGCUCCAUCCUACCAGGGGCGAUCGGAGGCAGCAAGCCUCGGGUCACCACCCCCACUGUGGUGAAACAUAUCCGGACCUACAAACAAAGAGAUCCGGGCAUCUUUGCCUGGGAGAUCCGAGACCGACUGCUGGCAGAUGGCGUGUGUGACAAGUACAAUGUGCCUUCCGUCAGCUCCAUCAGCCGGAUCCUCCGGAACAAAAUUGGAAAUCUCUCCCAGCAGGGUCACUACGAAUCUUACAAACAGCAUCAACCCGCUCCACAGCCUGCGCUGCCUUACAACCACAUAUACUCCUACCCCAGCCCCAUCACUGCUACAGGAGCCAAAGUGCCGACCCCGCCGGGAGUGCCCGCAAUCCCCAGCACCAUGGCUAUGCCUAGGACCUGGCCCUCUUCCCAUUCAGUCACGGAUAUCCUGGGGAUCAGGUCCAUAACAGACCAAGGAGUGAGUGACAGCUCGCCCUACCACAGCCCCAAAGUGGAAGAAUGGAGCAGCCUGAGCAGAAAUAGCUUCCCCCCUUCAGCCCAGCAUGGUGUGAACGGACUCGAGAAGAGCUCCCUGGAGCAGGAGGCCAAGUACAGCCAGGCACCAAAUGGUCUUCCAACCGUCAGCGGUUUUGUCUCAGCAUCAACUAUGGCGCCUUACCCUACACCAGCCCAGGUGUCGCCUUAUAUGACAUACAGUGCUACCCCUUCUGGUUAUGUGACAGGCCAUGGUUGGCAGCAUGCUGGAGGCACUCCGCUCUCCCCUCACAACUGUGAUAUUCCUGCGUCGCUGGCAUUCAAGGGCAUGCAGACAGCCCGAGAAGGCAGUCACUCUGUCACAGCCUCUGCUCUCUGAUAUGCAAUUCAUUCCAGAACAGCUCAACUGUUUUCCUCCCCUCCCUGGCUCAGAG
Molecule: messenger RNA, 1084 nt
Organism: Chelonoidis abingdonii (Abingdon island giant tortoise)
Lineage: Eukaryota; Metazoa; Chordata; Testudines; Testudinidae
Gene: PAX9
Product: paired box 9
Biological process (GO): anatomical structure development; regulation of transcription by RNA polymerase II
Molecular function (GO): RNA polymerase II cis-regulatory region sequence-specific DNA binding; DNA-binding transcription factor activity, RNA polymerase II-specific
Source: RefSeq, a predicted model, not a curated record